Cyclocybe aegerita is the source of this 1083-nucleotide messenger RNA. The record is from the annotation of a GenBank genome assembly. NCBI's taxonomy places the organism in Eukaryota, Fungi, Basidiomycota, Agaricomycetes, Agaricales, Hemipholiotaceae.
AUGUUGGACGCCGGACCGGUGCAUCCCGGGCCCUCGGAACCUCUCCAUUUCCAUCCUAGCACUAGCGAAGCGAAGAAAGACAAUCCAUGUAAGGCGAAGAAGACAAGUUCAAGUUCACACCACCAACGGGUCCUCAAGCCCACAUUUCGGAUUCGCCAAUUCAGUACAGAACAAGAAUUCUUCGAGGAUUUUGGAGAAUACAGCAUAAUUCUUCCAGAGGAGCCUUUCGUGUUUGGUGUCUCGCAUAUAAGGCCGCGAACAGUGCCUGCACACAUUAAGAAACCACCAUAUGCUCUGCCAGGCGGCGAACAAGCUUUCGGUAUCCCCAAGCAAAACUCCGGAAAAAUACCACUCGGUGGCUUAGAGGAAAGUCUUCUUGAGCAAGCUGGCAGCUUGGCCAAGAAAGUGAGGCAGUUUGCGGGGAUUCAGGUGAAGAUUGGUGCUACGACCAAUGAAAUCGAUGCUGCAAUCCAUGACUUCAUAACCAAGUAUUCGGCGUAUCCCUCUCCGCUGUUAUACCAAGGUUUUCCACGUUCGUGCUGCACAAGUAUCAAUAACAUCGCUGUUCAUGGCAUCCCCGACGACCGAAAGCUCGAAAACGGCGACAUAAUCAACAUAGACGUAACCGUCUUUUUAAAUGGAUACCACGGCGAUACUUCAGAAACCUUCCUUGUCGGUGAUGUGGAUGAACUCGGGAAAGAACUCGUACAAGUCACCAACGAAGCCCUCAGGCGUGCAAUAGCCAUCUGUGGCCCUGGAAGACCAUUCAAAGACAUCGGGCGGACUAUCCACGAGUACCUCCUGGACAAGGACUACUCUGUUUCGUCUACUUUCACUGGGCAUGGGAUAGGCAGGGUGUUUCAUGAUAACCCUGCUAUUCUUCACCAUCUUAAUGAUGAACCAGGCGUCAUGGAACCUGGCCACUGCUUCACCAUCGAGCCUGUUAUUAUUCAGGGAAGAAAUCCGAAGGUGUGGAUAUUCCCAGAUGGGUGGACUGCUUCGACGGAGAACUGCGCACGGAGUGCCCAAGCUGAACAUAUGGUCUUAAUCACCAACGACGGCAUCAAAGUCCUUACUCGAUGA